Molecule: messenger RNA, 2416 nt
Organism: Physella acuta
Lineage: Eukaryota; Metazoa; Mollusca; Gastropoda; Physidae
Product: ELAV-like protein 1
Cellular component (GO): ribonucleoprotein complex
Molecular function (GO): RNA binding
Source: RefSeq, a predicted model, not a curated record
GCUAUUUAUGCUGAGGUCAUGCAGUAAGGCGAUCCAUUCAAUAAGCGUGAGCAGAACUGGCUUGCGUCCCGACUUCGCGUGCUGCCAGACGGAAUAAAACAUUGGUGUUCCAUUGAAAGAAAAAAAGUUUGGAUUUUUACUUACUUCUCGAGCCUUCGGUUUUAGUUUAUCUGUGUUUUGUUGUUUGGAUUUACUAAAGAAAAUAAGAAAUUUAUCUAAAUGCAGUGGUGAUAACUGCUUCUACUUCUUCUAACUGUGGUAACUUGCUAUUGAAACCGUGUGAUAUAGUGGCAGUACAGAACAAAGGACUACCAUACUUCACAAUUCCCUCCAGCUGCAGUGGUAUGGCCCAAACCUGCAGUCAAAAUAGCUAUCCGUUGUGUGCACCAGUCAUGAUCACUCUUGGAGACCAUGCUAUUAUGGACCAGUCCUCUCAAGUCGGUAUCACACAGAACGGGGGCACCACCUCCCCCUCUCACUCAGACGAUGGCGUCAGUAAAACAAAUCUCAUCGUCAACUACCUACCACAAACUAUGUCACAGGACGAAAUCCGCUCCUUGUUUUCCAGUAUCGGCGAGCUAGAAAGCUGCAAACUCAUUCGUGAUAAGCCAACCGCUUUACCAGUAUUGGAAGCAAUAGACCCUCUGACUCCCUCCCCAGGGCAAAGCCUGGGAUAUGGGUUUGUCAACUACAAAAGACCAGAGGACGCGGAAAAAGCCAUAAACACAUUGAACGGCCUUCGGCUGCAGAACAAAACAAUUAAGGUAUCUCUUGCACGCCCAAGCUCUGAGAGUAUUAAAGGAGCUAACUUAUAUAUUAGUGGCUUGCCUAAAUCUAUGACACAGUUGGACUUGGAGGCACUGUUCUCUCAGAUUGGAAAUAUCAUAACAUCAAGAAUACUUUAUGACCAAACCACAGGCUUAUCCAAAGGUGUUGGCUUCAUACGUUUUGAUCAGCGAUGUGAAGCUGAACGUGCCAUUCAGAAGCUAAACAACCACAUUCCUGAGGGAUGCCUUGAUCCCAUUACGGUCAAAUUUGCUAACUCUCCCAGCUCCAAUAAAAAUCUUGCUGGCAUGGCGCCAUUAGCCCUGGCUACCUAUUUAUCUCCGACCCAUCGCAGAUUCUUUGGGCCAAUACAUCAUGCCACAGCCUCAAGCCGAUUCAGGUAUUCCCCUUUGGAGUCAGGACUGCUGCAGAACACUAUUUUACCCACAACACUCACCACGGCAGCUUCAGCAGCAGCGGCAGCAGCAGCAGCAACAAACAGCAACUCAUCAACCACAGCCCUCAACGCCACUGGCUGGUGCAUCUUUGUUUAUAACCUCGCCCCCGACACUGAGGACAGUGUCCUGUGGCAGCUCUUUGGACCCUUUGGAGCUGUCCAGAGCGUCAAAGUCAUUAGGGAUUUUACCACCCAGAAGUGUAAAGGAUUUGGUUUCGUCACGAUGACCAACUAUGAAGAAGCUUUGAUCGCAAUACAGAAUUUGAAUGGAUUUACCUUAGGCAACAGAGUUCUACAAGUGUCAUUUAAAGCAAACGGACGAAAACCAUGAACUGUAUGUUAAACUAAUUGAUGACAUUCUGCUUUUUCGGCAAUACCUAGAUCUUGAAACAUAAAACCUACCUACCAUACAAUACAAGUACUAGUAAACGCAAGAUACAAUUUUGCACAAAAUCUAAUGGCUGUAAUACCAAUCUAUUUAUGAUAAACCAUGCUCUAAUGAUCCAUUGCUCAGGACAAGAAAACAUACCAGUGAUAUCUAAAUUGUCUUUAAUUUUUUUCUGGAACUCUGUUCUCAUUAUUCCAUCUUCAGUGACAUUAGAAAACACAAAACACAAUCUUUCCAGUGAAUUCCUUUCACGUUUUUAAUAAGCCGUGGAGGAAUCCUAUUUUUAGAACUUGGGUGAUAUUUUCUCACAGUUCCUUGGGCUGACUGUAAAUUUGUAAAAUUUAUCAAAUUGUAAGGACAUAAUUUUAAAACUAAUUUAUAAUCUUAGUCGUAUUUUAACACUUGUUUUUUCUUUUAAAUCUUAGUUUUAAAGCAGCAUCUACAAGAUUUUUGUGCAUAAUCAAUAUUCUUUUAAUUGAUUGUUUAAUCUGUAUAAUUUGAGUUGGAAUUUAAUUUUAAUGGUUGAUUUUGAUAUUUUAACGUUUUCCAUGUAAAGAAGUGGAAAUCGGUAAUUGCAUAAUACUAUAUGUUAUGUAUGGAUGUAUGUGAAUCUCUGUGCUUCAGGUGCACGUAGAAGCUCAAUCUCAAUGUUCAUUAUGAACUUUUAGUUUAUCAUUUUAUGCUUUUGUUUCUCUGUUGUUGGUUUUUUGAUUUCUUUUAUUCUUUCUCUCUCACUUUCUGUCUGUCUCUCUGAACAAUGAUUUUGUUCUAUGGUUUUUCAUUUAUUAAACAUUUUUUUAUGUUAA